AUGAAAAUUGAGGAAGAAGAUAUCGAAGAUGAGGUUAGUUUCCGGAAUUCCUCAGUGGUGUGUUGGAUUUUGGGGGCUAAUGCACCAAUUCAAGUCAUGGAGGGUUUUUUCAGGCGCAUUUGGAGGACCUUGGGGGUGGAUAAAAUUGGACUAUUGAAGCAUGGCCUCUUUAUAGUGCGGUUUACCUUUAUGGAGAGUAGAGACAAGGUGCUUACAGGUGGAUAUCAUUUUUUUGACAAGAAACCUUUGAUGCUUAAAGCUUGGGAUCCUAAUGUCUGCCUACAGAAGGAUGAUAUUAGAUCAAUACCCAUUUGGAUCCAAGUUCAUAAUCUUGAUCUAAAAUACUGGGGUGCUCGAUCCUUAUUCAAGAUUGUUGGGCAAAUUGGCAAGCCAAUCAGAGAAGAUUUGGCCACGAAGAAUAGAGAUUGUUUGCAAUUUGCCAGAGUGAUGGGGGAGGUAAAUGUGUCACAGGCUUUUCCAUCAUCCAUUAGUUUUGUGAAUGAAAAAUCUGAAAUGAUUCGUCUGGAUAUUUUUUAUGAAUGGAAGCCUACUUUAUGUUCAAUAUGUAAAGGGAUGGGACACGAAAAUACUAAUUGUCGCAAGCAGCAGCAAAAUUCGACUCAUGUGACAGCAAUAUGGAAACCUAAGAAUGAUGUCUGGGUGUCUAAGGAACAAAGCAAGGAAAACAAGCCUGGACUGGGGAUUUCAGAGAAUCUGGGGCUGGGGAACACUAAGGAUACUACCACAAAGGAAUAG
This is a messenger RNA of Humulus lupulus (European hop), 756 nucleotides long. RefSeq lists its product as uncharacterized. Bases 1 to 756 code for a protein of 251 amino acids. Lineage: Eukaryota; Viridiplantae; Streptophyta; Magnoliopsida; Rosales; Cannabaceae. The transcript has a single exon. The record is from RefSeq and is a predicted model, not a curated record.